CACACACACACACACAACAGAGACCCGAAGGAUGAGAAGAAAAAAACCCCUCUCUAACGAAAAAACAGAUGCCUCGCUAGACGAGGAUAAAAUGAGAGAGGGGAGUUAAAAGAGCCGUUAUCUGCUCAAACCCUACUGUGACAGUUCUACCAAUCGCGAGGAAGAAUCCGAGAAUAUUAUGUCAGCAUUCCGUUCAAACAACACCGCCGAUCAGAGCGCCAGGGCCAUCUCGCCAGAAGUAUUCGUACCUCACCCCGAAGCUAUCGAUAGCGCGGUGAGUAGCAGCAUAAAUCCGGCCGUUUUCCGAGGCGAUUUAGACGCCAUCCUCCCCGCAGAACCUCCGCCGCCGCCGCAGCGAAAAGAAGAACAAGAAGACGACGUUAUUUACGUCUCCGGAUACCAGGAGAACUGCGGAGAAAUAAGUUUUAAAACCGAAGCGGUCAUCGAGAAUAUACAGACCCCGCCGCCGCAGCGAAAAGAAGAAGACGACGACGUUAUUUUCGUCUCCGCAUACCAGGAGAACUACAGGAAAAUAGCUUUUAAAUCCGAAGCCGAGAUUGAGAAUAUACCUAUUCAAACCCCCGCUACAGACAAUCGGACGGAGGAGCGAGAGACCGAUACAGAAAAUCAGGCGGAGGAGGAACCGUCCAGAGCUCCUCCUCCUCUCAGGAGACUGAGAGGUCGACGGCUACUUCAUAAGAAGAGAAUCCUUGGAGACUUCGCUUUCAUGUACGCCAUAACAGUCUGUGCAUAUGCAUCAAUAUAUCGACACGAGGAUCUGUAAAGGGAUGCAAAGUAAAAGCAUACACAUGUAAAAGUCUGUGAAUUAAGAAAUAAAGAAAAUCAUGUCGGAAGAACGCAGCAUUCCUGACGCUUUGUUGGAAGCCGUGGCAGAAUUGAACAGAGACGUUGAUCAUAUAGCCCCACCGAUCGACCCCCUAC
Molecule: messenger RNA, 942 nt
Organism: Pundamilia nyererei
Lineage: Eukaryota; Metazoa; Chordata; Actinopteri; Cichliformes; Cichlidae
Exons: 6
Coding region: 179-784 (201 amino acids)
Source: RefSeq, a predicted model, not a curated record